Terrapene triunguis (Three-toed box turtle) is the source of this 945-nucleotide messenger RNA. RefSeq names its product mitochondrial fission factor homolog A-like. Gene Ontology annotation, cellular component: mitochondrial outer membrane; peroxisome. Gene Ontology annotation, biological process: positive regulation of mitochondrial fission. The record is from RefSeq and is a predicted model, not a curated record. Lineage: Eukaryota; Metazoa; Chordata; Testudines; Emydidae.
AUGGGAGGGAUCAGGAAUUCUGGGGUUGACAUCACCAUCCAGCUGAGCAAGGGGCCGGAAGAAAAGUUGUUUACAGGCUGCCAAAGUGAGGCUGGGAAUGAAAUGACAAUGUGGCCAUUUCGGGGCCUGGAGGUGAACCGAGCCCCAUGUGACCUGAGCUUCAUGGAGGCCAUCAAUCAGCGCAUGCAGGUGCCCAACAGGCUGAAGAUGGCGGAUGAGUCCAACCCACUGGAUGAGGAGAGAAAAGCUGAGGAGCUUCGCCCUUCCUUCCGGAUGCACAUCCCUGAUAGGCUGUCGCUGGCAGAGAUGAUGGAUGAUAAUCGAAGGCCUCUCCUGUUGGACCAGCUAAGGCAGCACCCCUCUAUUGUUGUGCAUACGCUUCAGGACCCCUCUACCCAGCCCGCAGGAUUUGGGGAGCUCCUGUUUCUGGACACCACGGCCCAAUCAGGCACCCAGAAACGCAAGCGAUCGACCCACCAUGGCAGACUGCGGAAGGAGAGAACUCCGAGCGAGACCCCCGAGAUCGCCUUGCGUAGCAUGAGCCGGAAGCCUGACCGGCCAGGCAUAAGCCCACUACCCAGCCCCCCAUUCCCCCAGGAUGCCAGGAUCUACUCCCCGCAGAACAUUUUCCAGAUGGUGUACUUCCUGGGUCACCUACUCUUCCACCGUGUUAACAAGUCUGCCCGAGACCGAGCCCAGCCCAGCUCCCAGGACACAGGGCCAGCCUCAGAAAGCUCCCUGGAGGAGAUCAGCGUGACUGACAUUAUAGCCAUGAGGAAACAGUUGAACAAGAUCUCGGGGAGGCUGCGGACUCUGGAGGAGCAAUGUACUGGCUGGCGUCAGAAGGAGCUUCUGGUCUACUCUGUGCUAGUCUCGGCAUGUCUCAUCAACACCUGGCUUUGGCUAAGGAGAUAAAGAGCCCUACCCAUCCCAGGAGAGACUGUG